CGUCAUAUUCAAGCGCCCGCUCAACUUGACAUUCCGACUGAGAGAAUGAACGUGAUCAAAAAAUAAACCUUCAAACAAACAAAGCUUCAAUAAAGCUUCAUCGCGCUGUAAUGAUGUGAUAAAGAAGCUCAUCUGAGGUCUGGGAUCGCAAACCAAGAUGCUGAGGCUCAGCCAAUCAGCAGUGUUGGUGAGUGUGCGGAUCUGUCGUCAUAGUAACCCAGCAUCCCUGAGGCCCUCCCUCAUCAGCAUCUCUCAGUGCGGGUCAUUCAGAGCUGCGAGUACGCAGGGGUCCGGCUGGUAUGAGAGCGUGGCGGAUUCCGCACCCGUCCACCAGGCGGAGCAGCUCCUGCUGUCGGUCCAGCAGCUGACGGGACUGCCCUGGUGGAGCAGCAUCAUCUGCACUACACUGGCCCUGCGCUGCAGCAUCACACUCCCGCUGGCCAUCUAUCAGGCGCACAUCAUCGCCAAGAUUGAAGUGCUGCAGAAGGAGAUCGCUGCGAUCGCUCAGCAGUUACGCUUCGAGAUCUCCGUCAGAGCCAAAGAGAAAAACUGGACAGAGCAGACAUGCAGGUUUCAUUUCAAGAAGAAUCUGCGGCGAAUCGUGUCGGAGCUUUACAUCCGUGAAAACUGCCACCCGUUUAAGGCCAGUGUGCUGAUCUGGGUUCAGCUGCCCAUGUGGGUGUGUGUGUCUCUGGCACUAAGAAACCUCAGUCUGGGCCUGGGAAACACUGAUGUGGCUGCAGGGCUGGCAGCAGGUGGCGCUCUGUGGUUUCCAGAUCUCACUGUGCCAGACUCCAGCUGGAUUAUGCCCGUCUCUCUCGGCAUCAUCAAUCUGCUCAUCACUGAGAUCUUCGCUCUCAGACAGACGGAGUCUUCAAAGAUGCAGAAAUACGCCACACACUUCAUCAGAGGAAUAUCAGUGCUGAUGAUCCCUAUAGCCGCUACUGUGCCGUCGUCCAUGUGUGUGUAUUGGCUGAGCUCCAGCUGUGUUGGUUUGGCUCAUAACCUGCUGCUGAAAUCUCCUGGGUUCCGGAGACUCUGCCGAAUCCCAGAAACACGCUUCGACUCUCAGACGCCCUACAGAGACAUCGCCGCCGCAUUCAUCCACAAAUACAGCAGAACAGGAGCUCACAGCGGUAAAUAGACUACAAUGACCAGCGCAAAAUAAAGAUGAUCUGUGGAAUAAAGAGAA
Molecule: messenger RNA, 1192 nt
Organism: Danio aesculapii
Lineage: Eukaryota; Metazoa; Chordata; Actinopteri; Cypriniformes; Danionidae
Product: cytochrome c oxidase assembly protein COX18, mitochondrial
Exons: 7
Coding region: 158-1144 (328 amino acids)
Biological process (GO): protein insertion into mitochondrial inner membrane from matrix; mitochondrial respiratory chain complex IV assembly
Cellular component (GO): mitochondrial inner membrane
Molecular function (GO): membrane insertase activity
Source: RefSeq, a predicted model, not a curated record